This is a messenger RNA of Vespula vulgaris, 2681 nucleotides long. RefSeq names its product fatty acyl-CoA reductase wat-like. Gene Ontology annotation, molecular function: alcohol-forming very long-chain fatty acyl-CoA reductase (NADP+) activity. Gene Ontology annotation, cellular component: peroxisome. NCBI's taxonomy places the organism in Eukaryota, Metazoa, Arthropoda, Insecta, Hymenoptera, Vespidae. The record is from RefSeq and is a predicted model, not a curated record. Gene Ontology annotation, biological process: long-chain fatty-acyl-CoA metabolic process. The transcript is spliced from 9 exons. Bases 204 to 1811 code for a protein of 535 amino acids.
AAAAUCGUCGAAGUAGGCGGAGAGUUAAAAAUUGAAGUGUAGUGGGGAAAAGAACUAACUGCUUCUAGUUGGCUUUAUAUUUCAGUGCAAAACUGAAAUUCGUUUGAUCAACAUUUACAACAGAUGUAAGAACAAGGAAAAAAUCCCUUUAAGUCAGCUAGAUAAGAAAUAAUUCUGAAAAUCCAUUUGGAAAAGCAAAUACGAUGGAAGUACUAUUAAAAGAAGGUGGACAAGAAAUGGACGUAGCAAAAAGCUCUUUCAGAGAUAUUAUGAAAACUCGGUCAGCAGAUAUAGAAUCAUGCAUCGAAUACGUGCACAAAUCCACACCUAUUCAGAAUUUCUAUGACGGUCAAGCGGUUUUCAUAACUGGCGCAACUGGUUUUAUCGGAAAGUUAUUGAUCGAGAAAUUGUUAAGAGAAUGUCCUGGUAUCACCUGCAUUUAUCUUCUAAUAAGGACAAAAAAAGGAAAAAGCGUGCUUCAACGUACAAAUGAACUAAUAGAAGAUUCAUUCUUUGACACGUUGAGAGAGAAACAACCAACAUUCCAAAAUCGCAUAGUAACAAUCGAGGGCGAUAGUAGCUUGCCAAAUCUCGGCAUCUCAAUGAUCGAUAGAGCUACGCUUAUACGCGAAGUAUCAAUUGUUUUUAAUGUUGCCGCGACCGUUAAAUUCAAUGAAAAAAUUAAAUUGGCAACAACUAUUAAUGUCCAAAGUCUGAAGGAUCUGAUAAAUUUGUCCAAAGAAAUGCCGAAACUGAAAAGUUUCAUACACGUAUCGACAGCUUAUGCCAAUUUAUUUCACAAUCCCAUCGAGGAGAAAUUUUAUGAACCACCGAUAGAUGAUGAUAAAUUGAUUAAUUUGAUAAACUCUAUGAGCGAGAGUUUCCUCGACGAUAUUACACCACUAUUACUUGGAAUAUGGCCAAAUACUUACGUGUAUACAAAAUCAGUCGCCGAAAAUCUUGUAAAAAAGCAUGUCGACUCAAUACCGAUUGGAAUAUUUCGUCCAGGGAUAGUGAUGCCUACGUUCCGGGAACCUAUCCAGGGAUGGGUGAAUAACACAAAUGGGUUAAUAGGAAUUACAACAAAUGCUCUAAUGGGAUUAAUGCGAACUCAGCAUGGCGAUAGCUCUAUAAAACUGGACAUUGUAUUUGGAGACCUGACUGCCAAUGGGAUAAUCGCUAGUGCAUGGGACAUUGCAAGUAAUCCAAGAUCCAAGGAAGACUUUCCCAUAUAUAAUUACGUAUCUAAGGAUAAUCCAAUCACUUUUGGUAAAUUUCUAGAAAUGACACUUAAGUAUGGAGAAUUGAUACCGUCUGAAAAAGCAUUGUGGUGCCACAGCUUUAAAAUAAUAAAAUAUCGGCCGGUCCAUCUUUUCCACGUAUACUUUCUACAUUUGUUACCAGCUCUUAUAAUCGAUACGAUCGCAGUAUGUGUAGGUAAACAGCCAUGGUUACUUCAAACAUAUAAAAAAAUUCACAAAAUGUCGGAUCUACUUACUUAUUUUUGUAUAGUUCAAUGCAACUUUACAAAUAAAAGAUGGAACGAAUUGAUGAGGAAGUUAACAUCCGAGGAUCGCAAAUUAUUUUUCUGUGAUAUGAAAGACAUCGUUUGGAGUAAUUAUUUUCCAAUAUAUAUUCUAGGGGUAAGAAAAUAUAUCUUACAGGAUCCCAUUGAAACGCUUUCGCAAAGUCGUAUAAAAUGGCGAAGAUUUUAUUGGAUGGAUCGAGCACUGAAACUUAUUAUCGCCUGUGUCCUUAUCAUCGUAUGGGUUAUGACUUUCAGAUUAUUUGUAACUUUCAGAUCUUCAUAAAAGUAGUAUAAUUAUCAAAGAAAGUGAAGAAAAGAAGAUAAUUAUUAUUUACGCUUUCGUACGAAUUAGUGAUUUCUCUUAUUUAUGGGAUUUAGAUUAAACGGGGCGAUGUUAAAGAAGAAGGGUUAAAAUACAAUCUUGGUGAAUUCUAUUUGUAAAAUUUUGGACAGAUUUGUUGUUGGAUUUUUUUGUUAUUUAUUAAGCUACUUAUUACAUACCGAAAAUAUAUUUACUUUUUUAUUUUUGUUUUUUUUUGUUUUAAAUGAAUUCUUUUUCCCACAUUUCGCUGAAUUUUUAUUUUACAAAUAUCAUAUAUCACUUGUAUAAAAUUUGCAAUCCUGCAUAUUUGCUAUAAAACAGUAAAAAUUAGUUCGAAGUAAACAAUUCAAUAAUUCAGCUUGGAGACAACAUAUACGUUUAUCGAUGUCAUUACUAGCAAGUUUAUCAACCUUACGUUAAAAAAUCAAUGCAGGCAUUUAUUCGAUUUUGUAAUUUAAUAAAAUCAACAAAGUUAUUAACUGAUCGUCGAUAUUACAAAAUGUUAAAUACGGACUUAUUACUUAAUUACCAUUUUAAAAAAAUACACAAUGUAGAAUCACAAAUUAAUUUUAACAAAAUCAUUCUUCCUUUUUCUGAUUAAAAGAUAUACUCGCUAUUUAUUCCUGAUAUAACAUUUAUCGAUCUUAACAUGGCGUUUACUAAUAUCUAUACGUUCAUUAGCUUCCAUCGCUUUUGAAACUCUUCUUCGCUAUUGUCGGUGACAUGUUCAAAAGUUUCACGAAAAAAGCGUGUGAUCAACUUUCGCGAAAAGAUUGUCCUCUGACAAAUAAAAUAAUAUUAUGCGAAGAAAGCAGAAAAAGCGUAAAUACA